Messenger RNA from Monopterus albus (swamp eel), 4056 nucleotides. RefSeq names its product DNA topoisomerase III alpha (gene top3a). The coding region runs from base 321 to 3383 and encodes 1020 amino acids. Gene Ontology annotation, molecular function: DNA topoisomerase type I (single strand cut, ATP-independent) activity; zinc ion binding; DNA binding. The transcript has 19 exons. Lineage: Eukaryota; Metazoa; Chordata; Actinopteri; Synbranchiformes; Synbranchidae. Gene Ontology annotation, biological process: DNA topological change; DNA recombination; DNA repair. Gene Ontology annotation, cellular component: chromosome; nucleus; RecQ family helicase-topoisomerase III complex. The record is from RefSeq and is a predicted model, not a curated record.
GACAUUAUUACGACCUUCAUACGGCAGCGUUUGACCGGCGAGCGCGGAAUUUGUAAACACAGCUCCCGGUCACAUUGUAAAGAUUGAUGUAGCUCUUUGAGAAGUUUUAAUAAUCAGUUUUUCGUGGCUUAGCAUUAUUUUACACCAUCUAAUUUGCCCGCUGUGAAGUUAGUCGACCGCUUUUAGCCCUUUUCAAAAGUUUUAAAUGGUGGAUAUUGUAGCUUUAGUUAGCUAUCUCAGCUAACAUGCUAACACAGUGGAGAGCCAGCAGAAGUGGGUCUGCCCGGAGGACCGGCUACCUCGCGUGAGGGCGGCCAGGCAUGUUAGUAGUGCGCCUCAUCGGGGGAUCCUUGCCUCGAUCGGGACUACAGCAGCGGGGUUUCUGUGCGGCGCUGAGUGUCCGGUGUCCGGAGGCACCGCGGCAGGAAGACAUGAUCCGGAACCGGGCUCAGAUUAAGCGGGUCCUCUGCGUAGCCGAGAAGAACGAUGCAGCCAAAGGCAUCUCAGGGAUCAUGUCCAACGGCAGAGCCCGGAGGAGAGAGGGAAUGUCAAAGUUCAAUAAAAUCUAUGAGUAUGAAUACAAUCUCUUUGGCCAGAAUGUGACAGUAACAAUGACGUCAGUGUCCGGCCAUUUACUGGCGCUGGAGUUUAAAGCACCAUUUCAGAAAUGGCACAGUUGCAAUCCCGUGUUGUUAUUUGAUGCUGAGGUAGCGAAGUACUGUCCAGACAACAUGGUACAAAUCAAGAGGACACUAGAGAAAGAGGCGAGGCAGUGCCAGGCAUUAGUCAUCUGGACUGAUUGUGACAGAGAGGGAGAAAACAUUGGCUUUGAAAUCAUAGAUGUCUGCAAAGCAGUGAAGCCCAAUUUACAAGUUUUUCGGGCAAAGUUUUCUGAGAUCACCCCGAACUCCAUUCGGCGAGCCUGCGAGACUCUAACGGAGCCGGAUUUGAACAUCAGUGAUGCCGUUGAUGUCCGUCAGGAGCUCGACCUGCGCAUAGGUGCAUCCUUCACUCGGUUUCAGACGCUCCGCCUGCAGAAGAUCUUUCCAGCGGCUCUGGCCAAUCAGCUGAUCUCAUACGGCAGCUGUCAGUUUCCCACUUUGGGCUUUGUGGUGGAGCUGUUCAAAGCCAUCCAGGCUUUCAUUCCUGAGACUUUCUAUAAGAUCAAAGUGGUGCACGAGGGCGAGGACGGCACUGUGGAGUUCAGCUGGAAAAGAAACCGUCUUUUCAACCACACUGCUUGCCUGGUGCUGUACCAGAUCUGCAUGGAGGAUCCCAUAGCAACAGUCACCUCAGUAACCAGCAAACCCAAGAGCAAGUGGAGACCGCUGCCUUUGGACACCGUGGAACUGGAGAAACUGGCCUCUCGGAAGUUACGAAUAAGCGCCAAAGAGACCAUGAAAAUCGCAGAGAAACUCUAUACCCAGGGGUUUAUCAGCUACCCCCGCACAGAGACAAACAUUUUCCCCGCAACUCUGGUUCUCGGCCCCCUGGUGGAGCAGCAGACUCAAAGCCCGGUGUGGGGGACGUUUGCCCAGCGGGUGCUCGAGCAGCCUGGGGGUCCCAACCCGCGGCAGGGGAAGAACUCUGACCAAGCCCACCCUCCCAUACACCCCACCAAGUACACCGAUACACUGCAGGGCAACGAGGGACGUGUGUAUGAGUUCAUUGUGCGGCACUUCCUGGCCUGUGUAUCCCAGGAUGCCUUGGGCCACGAGACAGUGGUGGACAUAGACAUUGCCCAAGAGGAAUUCUCCACGUCAGGACUCAUGAUCAUUGCGAGGAACUACCUGGAUGUUUACCCGUAUGACAGGUGGAGCGCCAAGGUGAUCCCAGUGUACGAGCAGGGCUCCCAUUUCCAGCCCUCUGCUGUUGAGAUGGUGGACGGACAGACGAGUCCUCCGCAGCUGCUCACAGAAGCCGACCUCAUAUCACUGAUGGAGAAGCAUGGCAUUGGCACAGAUGCAACCCAUGCAGAGCACAUUGAGACUAUAAAGAGCCGCAUGUAUGUGGGCCUGACAGCUGACCAGAGGUUUCUCCCCGGAGAGCUCGGCAUGGGGCUGGUGGAGGGCUACAACUCCAUGGGUUAUGAGAUGUCCAAACCAAACCUGCGUGCUGAACUGGAGGCAGAUCUCAAGCUCAUAUCAGAAGGCAGGAAGGACAAACAGAGUGUGCUGCUGCACCACAUCCAGAAAUACAAGACUGUCUUCAUUGAGUCCGUCAGAAAGGCAAAGAAGUUAGACGAAGCCCUGUCGCCUUAUCUGGGUGCAGCUCAGGAGAUCACCGAAGCAGAGCAGCAGGACAUGGAGAUCCCGCUGCCAGUCAGGAAGUGUCCUCACUGUGGGCGGGACAUGGUGCUGAAGAAGAAGAGGGAGGGAAACAGUAAGUACCUGUCCUGUGUGGGUUACCCAGCCUGUAAGACAGUGGUGUGGUUCCCUGACACAGUGCUGGACGUCACCAGAGAUGACAGCGUGUGUCCCACCUGUCAGCCAUGGCCCAUUCACAUGUUGAAGUUCAAGUUCCGCAGGGGCAGCCUCCCUCCCAUGAUGCCUUUGGAAUUUGUCAGCUGCAUCGGUGGAUGUGACGAGACGCUCAGAGAGGUGCUGGACCUGAAAUACCUCCGAGCAGCAGGAGGAGGAGGAGGAGGGGGAGGAAGAGGAGAUGACCCACAGCCCCUCAGACCAGAGCCACCCAGAGCUCCACAGUCCAAUCCACAAGCUUCCCGCCCUCUUGUCCCCUCCUGGAUCCCGCAGCCUCGACCUCCACCAGCUGGCAGCAGUGGCAGUGUAGACAGCAGCAACGAUGUGAUCGUGUGUAACUGUGGGCAGGCUGCACUCCUCCUCACGGUGCGUAAAGACGGUCCCAACCAGGGGCGUCAGUUCUACAAGUGCAACGCUGGGAGCUGCAACUUCUUUCUGUGGGCAGAUCAAUCAAGUCAGCAGGGGGCACCACAGAGCAGAGGGCCUCCACCUGCAGCACCGAGGACCUCCCAGCCUCCAAGACCCUCACUGGGGUUCAGGAACACAUCUGCAGGAUGCAGGGGUGCAGGAGGACGUGCAGGCCAGAGCAUGUGUAACUGUAAUGAGACAGCAGCGACACGCACUGUGCAGAAGGACGGGCCGAACAAGGGCCGAAUGUUCCACACCUGCGGGAAGCCAAGAGAGCAGCAGUGUGGCUUCUUCCAGUGGGCUGACGAGAACGUACCUCCGCCAGGUGGUUUCAGUGGUGGAUUUUACAGUGGAGACGAAGGGAGGAACGGGAGGAACGGGAGGAGGCCGACAGGAGAUGACACUGCUAGCAAACCUCCCACUGCUAAGAGACCUCGCACCUGUGGUAUCUGCCAUAUGCCGGGACACACCCGCAACACCUGUCCCCAGCGGUGACAGCUGGCUAGACACUGACUGUGAAGCUGCGAUGUGGAGUUACUGGAAUUUUCUUUUCAAAUAUACAGAAACUCGAGGGGUGGACCUCCUCCUCUCGGAUAGACGCCCCUCUCCUGGCCUUGGAGGGAAAGUCAGGCUCAUUGUUGGGAUUGAGUUAAUCUGCUGUGUCUGUUUGGUCCAGCUUGAUGCAGAAUCCAUCCAAGGAUCCUUAAAGGAAUUUAGGAUCUUAGGAAAUGAGAUUUUUUUUUGCUGAGAGUUAAGAUGAUCAACACCUCAUACGGUAUAUGUGGAGCCAGCAGCUGUUUAGCUUAGCAUAAAGUCUCCUCCACAGCUCACUGAUUAACAUGUUAGAUCUUAUAUGUUUAAUCUGCACCUAAACUGAAGGAAAAAAUACAUUUCACAUAUUACGAGGUUUAAGUGAACAAGCUUAAUAGUCUAAUUUCCCGAGAUGUCAGACUUUUCCUGUAAAGCUCACUGCAGCACAGAUGUAUGCUAGACACAACUGUUUGGACUGUCGGUCUGAACUGGAGGACGGUGACUCGGGCGCUGAUGCUGCUUUUAAAGAAUAAAUGUAUAUUUUAUAGAAAACCUGUAUGAUAAAACAAACCUGGCUGACUCGAUGAAUGCUAAUAAACUUUAAUAUUCUGUCACCCUCCGUGGUUGUCAGUGCUCU